This is a messenger RNA of Cucurbita pepo subsp. pepo (vegetable marrow), 924 nucleotides long. NCBI's taxonomy places the organism in Eukaryota, Viridiplantae, Streptophyta, Magnoliopsida, Cucurbitales, Cucurbitaceae. The record is from RefSeq and is a predicted model, not a curated record.
AUGUCGCUCUAUGAUUGUGCCAUGUGGCACGUCUGCAGCGCGUCUCCUAUUGGCUCUGGCAGCUUAAUCGGCUCGACGGCGGCUCCUCGGCUCCGGCGGCUUAUUCGGCUUGGGAAACCUGUUUCCAGCCCGUUUGACACCAUUCCGACCCUCCUGGACCUAGUUUCGGCCCUGUUUAAGUAUGCAGUGGGGUUGGUAAGUGGAGGACAGUACUACGGAGCCCAGGCAAGCAUGAACGUAUGGAAGCCGCGGGUCAGCUAUCGGAAUGAGUUCAGCCUCUCACAAAUGUGGCUCGUCUCCGGUUCAUUCCCACGUGAUCUCAAUACCAUUGAAGCUGGGUGGCAGGUUGACCCAGAGCUGUAUGGAGACAACAAUCCAAGAUUGUUCACUUAUUGGACAGCCGACGCAUAUCAAGCAACAGGCUGCUACAAUUUACUCUGUCCAGGCUUCGUUCAAACCAACCGUAGAAUCGCCAUUGGAGCUGCAAUUGCUCCAACUUCCUCCUACAAUGGCGCCCAAUUCGAUAUUAGUUUACUGGUUCGGAAGGAUCCGAAGAAUGGGAAUUGGUGGUUGGAAUUCGGGUCGGGUGAGAUGGUCGGGUACUGGCCGGCGUUUUUGUUCACUCACCUUCAAAGCCACGCAACGACGAUACAGUUUGGCGGAGAGGUGGUGAAUUCGAGGGCGUGGGGAUUUCACACGGCGACAGAAAUGGGGAGCGGGCAUUUCGCAGGCGAAGGAUUCCAAAAAGCUUCUUAUUUUCGAAAUCUGAAGGUUAUGAAUUGGGAUAAUAGUUUGAUUCCAUUGUCCAAUUUGAAGGUUGUGGCAGAUCAUCCAAAUUGCUAUAAUAUUCAACCUCGGAUUAAUAGAGUUUGGGGAAAUUAUUUUUACUACGGAGGGCCGGGAAGAAAUGUGAAGUGCCCUUAA